AUGGUUGUUGUUAACAACAAUAAUAACAACAGUGAAGAAUCAAAUAAUAACAAUACCAACAACAACAACAACAACAACAACAACAAUACUAAUGACAAUAAUAAUAAUAAUGACAAUAGAAAUGAAACAGAUAAUAGGACAAUAAGAUUUAAUGAAGAGAAUAAUCAUUUAAUUAAUCAAAGUAGUAAUAAUCUAGUCUUUAAUCAAAACAAUAAUAAUAAUAUAUUAAAUCAAUCAAGGAAUAAUGUAGCCAACUCUAGAAAUAAUGUAAAGUCACCACUCUUUUCAACAUCGUCUAGUAUGAACUUGUCGUCUGCAGGUAGUUCUCCGAUCGGAGGAACACAGGGAGCAACAUCUGCUGUAUUGGGAUGUUCAAAGAUGGCAUUGCUGCCUGUAGACGAACGAAUGGCAAGAUGCGAACACUUACUACGAGAGGAUAAUGACGACGACGAUCAGUUGGGUCUUAGUCCGACCGGUCAUCAUCACACCAGCAGUGGUUUAUUCUCCACACUCAACCAUCAGCAUCAUGAAGAGUCUAAUCUAACCUCUUCACCAAUAAAUAGCUUUGAUUCUGAAAGUGACAGUGACAUUAAAAAUCACGUCGGCGGUCACAAAACAAGCAACGGUGGUGGCCACCAUCUAAGUGGCGGAGUGGAAAUGAAAACAAUUAAAGAAAGUCAACACAACAACAACAAAGAUGAAGAAGACAAAGACUCAUCAGAUGAAGAAGAUGAUGAAGAAAAUGACUCUGAUAUUGAAUUGGAGGAUCAAUUGGAUGCAGAGUAUCUGCAAAAUGAAGAGAAUCAACAAAUGGAGAGACUGGCGCGUCUACGUAAAUACCAUCAUAUCUACAAGGAAGCCGAUUUUUGGUUGGAACAUAUCAAUAUUCUAUUGUCGGUUGUAUCGGUUGGUUUAUUCAUUGCCAUGUCCUAUGUCGAUGUUGAUGGUAAAACUUGGUACGACCUUAAUUUCAUCAUCUUUGGUCUUUCACUUUAUUUUGUUUUUGAUUUUGUUAGAUUAUUAGUUUUCUCUGGUGAUAGAAUUCAUUUCCUAACAAAAAGAGAAACUUUAAUUGAUGUAGUUUCAUUAUUACCUAUUUUCGUUACUCUUUUACCCAAUACAAUAGUCAAUGUUAUUCCUCUUGCUUUUCUUCGUGUACUUCGUAUUUUAAAAGCUCCUCGUUUAUUUAAAUUAUAUGGUGCUAAUACUGUUACACAAAAAACUGCACAAUUGAUUCUAUCAAUUUUAAUUGUUAUUUUAUUAUUUGCAUCAAUGUUUACAUCUGUCGAAGGUGUACCAUUCCAUACAUCACUUUAUUUUGCCGUUGUUACAUUGUCAACAGUUGGAUAUGGUGAUGUGACACCUCAAUCUAUUCUUGGUCGUAUGCUCACCAUUACAAUGAUUAUCUUGACUUUGGUCUAUCUCCCUCUUAUGACUUCUGAAUUACUUCAUAAUUUAUCAAAUAAUAGGCCAUGGCAUAGAAGUUAUAAAACUAAAAAGGAUUUUGUUGCAAUUGCAGGAAAUAUAUCUGAAAAAUCAUUAACCUUAUUCUCUAAAGAAUACUUUUUUAAUUCAAGAAUAGCAAAACAAACUCCAUUGGUUGUAUUUUGUCCAGAUGAACCACCAUCCUAUAUAAAUCAAUUAAAAGCAAAGUUAAAGAUAUCAAAAUAUUUAAUUUAUAUUAAGGGCAGUUGUGGAGUACAAGAUGACAUUCAUAGAUCAAAUAUUAAAAAUUCACUUGGUCUAUUUUUGUUUUCAAGACAAUCGAUUCAUGGUGCCAAAGAGGAAGAUGAAGAUAAUUUACUGCGUGUCAUGGCACUUCGAUCAUUUGCACCAAAAAUACCAAUCUAUGUUCAAAUGAUGACACCAAGAUAUAAACAAAAGUUUUUAGAUGCUGGUGCCUCCCAAGUUAUUAAUAUUCAAGAAUUAAAAUUUAGUAUAUUAGCACAAUCAUGUUUAUCACCAGGAUUUAGUACAUUGAUAAUGAAUUUAUUAAGAUCAGAUGGAAACAAAAAAGAAAUUGAUGGAUAUGGAGCUGGAAAGAUGUAUGAAAUAUUUACAUGUAGAUUUUCAAGUGCAUUUGAAGGAAUGACAUUUAAAGAGGCGGCCAAGUUAAUUUUUGAAAAACUUGGUAUGAUUGUAUUUGGUGUAGAAAUGGUGGUUCAAAAGAAACCCAAGAUUAAAUUGAUCCCAACUAGAGACUAUUUAAUCAAGGAAACAGACUCUGCUAUCCUAUUGGCAAAGAACAAAGUUGCAAGUAGAAGAGUUAGAAUUUGUACAAAAGAAUUUUUACAACAACCUUCAUCUCUUUAUCAACAACAACAACAACAAAGUCAAAGUCAAGAUGAACAUGAUCAACCUGCUAGUAGUCAAAAUUUUAAUAUGGACACAAAAGUAAUUUGGACAUAUGAACCAAUUACAAAAAGAUAUAUAUGUCAAUUAAAGUUGACACCAAGAAAACAAAGUGAAUUUAAUACUAAAAAGCAUAGAAAGACGUUACACAAACUAAUCAUCGAAAAGAAAAAGGAACUGAAUCAUGACAUGUCGGUUCUUCAAACCAUUCAUCAAACUGAAGUGAGCAAUACAAUGCCACUCUCUCAACUUUUCCCAAGAGAAUGGGAAGAGUCAAAUAGUAACAAUAGUAAUAAUAGCAACAAUAGUUCAGCUGCUUCUUCAACAUCUCCACUUUAUCAUCAUCAUCAAAGACAACCAUCCAACGAUUUACAAUCAACCAAUUCAACUAUAAAACAUGAUUUUAGUUUUUAUGAUAUUAUUAAUCAAGAAUCAAAUACUAGUAGUGCUAAUAGUAGUGGAAUAGUAGGUGAUUCUGGUGAGAAUACCGUUAGAUCUGAUAUUCAUUCAACCAUGACUAUUCCAGAACCACCACCACCACCUCCACCAACCAACCUAAAUUCAAAAACAAUGAUUAAACCCAAAAGAUUUUGGGCAAUUCAUUCUCUAGUAGAUCAAUUAUUAUCAUCUGUUGAAGAUAUGCAUAAUAUCAACAAUCAUAUCAUUUUGGCUGGUAAUCCAACCAAUGUAGAAUUCUUUAUACGUCCACUUCGAGAAGACUAUCUUCGUAGAUAUGACCCAAUCGUACUUUUAACACCAACACCAAUCAAAGAAGAAGAUUGGGCUAAAAUAUGUCGGUAUCCAGAUGUUUAUGUCGUCAUUGGUCGUCCAUCAUCUGUCACCGAUGUUAAAAGAGCUGGUAUUUCAAAAUGUUCAAAGUUUGUAGUACUCAAAGGUGAAGUUGCUGCUCAAGAAUCAAUCAUUACAGACAAGGAAAUACUAGUUACAGUAUUAGGUAUUAAACCUUUAAUUCAAAAUAAUUUAAUUUAUCCAAUUUUUGAAUUAAUUGAUCCAGCAAAUAUGAGAUUUUUUGUUGGUAAUGGAAAUUGGAAUCAAAAUGAUCCAUAUUAUACGGCACCAUCAUUUGCAAGUGGAAGUGUAUUCCUUAGUGAAACAUUUGAUUGUUUGUUGGGACAAUGUUAUUUAAAUCGACAUAUUCUAACGCUGGUUGAAUUAUUGGUUUCAAAGGCAUCGUACAAUAAUAAUAAUAGUAAUAAUAACGAUACAGCUGGUAGUCGUACUAAAAUAUUUCAAGUCGAGGUACCUGAAAUGUUUGUCAAUCAAAGGUUUGGAUACCUUUUUGAAUGUUUGGUAGAUUGCAAUAUUUUCUGUCUUGGUCUCUAUCGAUACGAUGAGAAAUCAUCCAACCAUUAUAAUGCAAUAAUAAUUAAUUAUAAUAAAUCAGAAAAGAAGAAAGAUCUUUGUGUAUCACCAGCUUCAGACACCUCACCUCUCUUAACCAUACCUACCUUUUUAGUUUUUAAUAAUACAACAACAACAACAGAUAAUAAUAAUCUAAUAAUGGAAGAAUCAAACAAACAAGAAUUAUUAAAGUUCUUGAAUAUAUUUCAACAUUUGGGGAUGACUCAUUUAAAGACAUUGAAUGGGUUCUUGCAACGACCUAUAUCUUCAUUGUUGACAUCGAGUAUUGCCAAUACAGCAUCUAUACCAUUAUUCGAGGCAGGUGCAAUCGAUGGAGAUGAAGCAAGAAGCAAUAGAAAGACUGUAUAUAACCUCAUGCAAACAUUGGACAAGGCCAAUGAAGAUCAAGUAGACACGAUGGUCAAUCUCGUCACCAAACAGUUACGUCAACAACUAGAUCAAUCAGAUUUGCAAUCAGCUGUUCAAUUGGCCACCCAACUAUCAAUCCCACUCGAGUAUAUCGAAGCUAUUGGCAAGUUGUACCAAUCGUUCCUUUGUUUCGAGUCGGUAUCGGUUCAUCUUACCGAAGAUCAUCUCUCCAAGAUUACCGACGCUCUCGUCUCUGUAUUUCCACUGUCACCACUUGAAGACCCACAAACUUCACAAACUCUAAUGGGUCAAAGCAAUACCAACGUCGUUGCCAAUAGUCCAGAAUCACAACUAAAGAUUCAAAACUAUAUUACCAUCCUCCAAAAAUUACAACAACUCUUUACCACUACUCGUAUCGACUCUAUCAUGCACUUGCACCAAGAAAUCAACAAUGGUCACAUUCAACAACAACUUCAACUUCAACAAGGUACUUCGUAUCACCAAUACCUCCACCAACAGAUUUGUGAGACUUUGGAUCUAAAAAACGACGAGUAUUACCUUGCUACUGCCCUCCACUCUCUUCUUCACAUUGACGAGUCUAGUCUCAUCAGUCUUAUUGACAGUUUCCCCAAGUUAAAGUCACUUCAACUUGCUCAACUUGCUCAUCUCCCUUUUAAAAAUGUCUACGAAGUUUUGGAUAUGCGUUCAAACCUUUGUUCUCUAACUUCUACCUAUGGUUAUUUUGCAAAUCAACAACAAAAUUCUUCACCAAAUUAUACUUUUCCAAUUAUUGAUCCUACAAAAUCAGUACAAAUUAAAAUAGUUGAACAACCACCAGAGAAAGCAGUUUAUAAGAGAAAUGUAAAACCAGCACCAUCAGUAAUGUUUGAUGGAGAUUCUAAAUUAUUGGAUGGAAAUUAUUAUGUAGCAUGUACAUUGUUGAGAUGUAAUACAUUCCAAGAGGAACCAGGAUUUUUGAUUGGUAACAAGACUACACCAUUUGGUAGCAGUAAAGUAGUUACCUUUAAAAAACUUAAAGUAUUGGUCACAUCUCAUCAACAAGGUGAAACACUUUUCUGUUUUAGAUUCGAUCUUCGUCGUUACCGUAGUGACUAUGACACUAAUCCAAAUGAUUUUGAAGUAGUCUCUUCGAUUCAUUCCAAUCCAAUCUGUCUCUUGUCUCACUCGACCCAAUUAAAACAUACUGCCAAUGUUGAUCUCCCACAAGUUGUCGAAGCUAUUCCUCUUAGUGGUACUAGUUCUGGUGGUACUAGAGUAGCUGUACUUGGAAGUAACUUUGCCGAUACUCCAGCCACUCGUAUCAAGUUUGACAAUGCUGAAGUCGUACCAACAUUCCACUCUCAGGGUACUCUGUUGUGUUACACUCCCGAACAUGCCCCUGGUACUGUUCAAGUACGUGUAAGCAACUCGCCAAAGCACUGGAGCAAUAAUAGUGCCGUCUAUACCUAUGAAGAUGAACGUACCAUUGCUUUGAGAAACGCUAGAGAAGAGACACAGAUGAAUGUCCCCAAAUCAUCGUUGGGUAUUGAUUUCAUGUCUACUUUUACCUCUUCGUUUAUCAUCAAGGGUAGUGAUUCAAACAUGACCAACUUGCCUAGUGGUGGUGGUGCCAUGCGUACCAACUAUCCCAGCUCUGGUGGCAAUAGAUACAAUUUGCAUGCAACUGAUGCCCGUGGAUUCGCUCUACUUCAUUACCUAUCAGUGUUUGCAGAGUCUGAUCAAAAGUAUGCUGAAAUGUUUGUUCAAGUAUUGCAAGAGUCAUCGACUUGCGGAUUAUUACAUGUUCUCGACAAGUUUGGAAACACUGCUUUGCAUUGGGCAACCAUCUUUGAGUGUGUAGCUGUAGUUCGUGCGUUACUCGCCAAAGGUGUAUCUUCAAACGUACAGAAUCUCGAUGGUAUCACUCCACUUCAUUUGGCAGUUGCUGCUGGCAACAUUGACAUUGCCAAGAUGAUGUUGUCGACUGGUGCCAACGUCACACUCGGUGACAUUGACGGUUCAUCUGCUCUCCACUUUGCCGCUACUGCCCGUUGUAACAGUCGUGAAUUAACUGCUCUCCUCUUGUCGUGUGGUGCCAAUCUAUAUGCACGUGACGAUGAAGACGAGACAUCUCUUCACCACGCCGUCCGUAAUGGAAGUGGAGAGGUUGUCGCAUUACUCUUACAAGCUGCUCACUAUUGUGAAUCCAUCGCUGCCAAGACUGCCUCUGUCUCUUCAUAUCCAUACCAACUUGUUCUGCAAGACGAACCAUUCCACUCGCUACAAAAUGAAGAUGGGGAAACACCUCUUCACAUUGCCGCUGCCACCAACAAUAUCGUUGCCAUGGAAUUAUUGUUGCGUUCAGGUGCUAGAUCAGAUAUUAUGGACAAUGAUGGUCAAACUGCAUUACAUUUACAUAUCGAAUCUAUCAAGAGACAAGAAAAUAACAAUAAUACUAGUCCAAUCAACAAUCAAGACAAUCAAAUCAUUUUAAAUCUUUUCAUUCAAAAAAAUAAUUUUAAUCAACCUCAACCAAUGAUGGAAACCAACAACACCAAAGAAACUAUUUAUUACAACCCAACCAAUCAAGUUUCAAAACAAAUUUAUAAAUAUUUGAAACAACAACAAGACAAUAUCCAAGAAUUUAGUAAACAAAAUCAAUCCAGAAUCGACCAACAACAAUAUCAAACAGUUAAUAAUCUUUUUCAACAACAAUCAAUAUUUUAA
Molecule: messenger RNA, 6810 nt
Organism: Cavenderia fasciculata
Lineage: Eukaryota; Evosea; Eumycetozoa; Acytosteliales; Cavenderiaceae
Gene: kcnma1
Product: calcium-activated BK potassium channel
Exons: 12
Coding region: 1-6810 (2269 amino acids)
Biological process (GO): potassium ion transport
Cellular component (GO): membrane
Molecular function (GO): protein binding
Source: RefSeq, a predicted model, not a curated record